AUGACCCCAACCAUUGUACAAUUUACGCCUCUUCCGUCGCUAACACAUCCUUCCUUUUGGCACAAACUGACCGAACAUAAGCUGGAUGUACUCAAGCUCAGCGACGCUGGUGUCGAUAUCACUGCAACUUACCGCGUUGGUAGGCUGAUUGAAGAUCGCGAAGGUGGUCCCGGUGCAUUUGUUGGUGUUGGAGGGAGUCUUGGAGUUGAGGAAGAGAGCUUUGGUCAAGGGCAUUCGUCUCCUGCAAUAGGCUCAGCAGUUGCGAAAGGUGUCGUAAAGAACUAUAACACUAUUGAGGAUUUCAAGGCUGCGGACAAGUCGAAAUUAUUCAACGAAGCAGCGGACAAGGUACUUCCGAUGUGUUUUUCCAAUACCAGAUGCUCGAAUUAUCCAUCAGAUCUGGACAUCGAUCCAAACAGCGCGUUCUACUACACUGCUUAA
Messenger RNA from Lentinula edodes (shiitake mushroom), 441 nucleotides. RefSeq lists its product as uncharacterized. Bases 1 to 441 code for a protein of 146 amino acids. The transcript has 2 exons. The record is from RefSeq and is a predicted model, not a curated record. Lineage: Eukaryota; Fungi; Basidiomycota; Agaricomycetes; Agaricales; Omphalotaceae.